This is a messenger RNA of Zerene cesonia (dogface butterfly), 945 nucleotides long. RefSeq names its product stress response protein NST1-like. The record is from RefSeq and is a predicted model, not a curated record. The transcript is spliced from 5 exons. The coding region runs from base 1 to 945 and encodes 314 amino acids. Lineage: Eukaryota; Metazoa; Arthropoda; Insecta; Lepidoptera; Pieridae.
AUGGGAGUGAAUUCUACAGAAUUUGAAAUUUUUGAAAAACAAUUUACUGAAUUAGUGGGAGAAUUUCAAGUUUUAACAAUUUCUGAAUCGCGACUAAGAGAUGCACUUCGAAACGAAGCGGCUCGCGCCGAAGCUGCCAAAGCAGCUCGCGAUGUAGUAGAGAAAUCUGCAGCAGACAUGCGGGCUAAUGCCGCCGCUGCCACCGCCGGUGCCACUCACGCCGCGCAAGCAUUGAACGCCAUACAGGAUAACCUUAAUAACGUUAAAGUUCAGCUAGACGUAUCGGAACGUACACGGAUGCUUUUCGAAGAAAAAUGUACUGAGAUGAGCGAAAACAUAGCUGUACUUGAAAAAGAACUUCAACAGUUGAGGCCCCUCCAGUCAUCCUACGUUGCCUUACAACGCCAAUAUAUAGAACUGCAAGAGCAAACACAUACUGCUACAGAAGAGGCCCGCAGAGAGGUAAGUCGCUUGGAGAACGAGUUGCGUCGCGUGGAACGUUGCGCCGGCGCGGGUUCGGAGCUGCGCGAGCGGGCGCGCCUGGCCGCCGCGGCGCAUGCGCGGGAACGGCGCCUCGCGGCUGCUGAACUGCUAGAUACUAAUCGGGAAUUGCAUGCUGCUAAUGCUGAAAUUAUGCGUCUGAAGAUUAUUGUUAGCGAACUUCAAUGCAAACUGUCCGCCGUUCAAGAAAAAAGAAAUAAAGAAUUCGACACACACGUUGACCAAAACAUACUCGAGGAAUCUAAAGCUGCGUUAGAUGUCGAAAGAAGCACUAGUGCGCGACUUGAAAAAGCUUUGCAGGCAGCCAUAGCUGAUAACGCGACUUUAUCUGCUGAACUCCAUCGUAUUGAUAACAAUUCUGUUGAACUUCAGUAUGAAAGUUCUAAAACAGAAGAUCUGCUCCCUACUCAUAUAUGUCCUAUUGACUCGUUUCUUGCUGAUUAA